AUGAAGGAUCUGGGACCUUUGAGGUAUUUUCUUGGUAUUGAGGUGGCUUUUUCUCCCAAGGGCUAUUUUUUGUCUCGGGCCAAGUAUGUUAAUGAGGUUAUUCACCGUGUCAGUCUUUCUGACACUAAGAUUUCUGAUACCCCCAUUGAACUUAAUGUGAAGGUCUACACUAUUGAUGGUGUCCCUCUAAAUGAUCCCACUUUAUAUCGCGAGCUUGUGGGUUGCUUAGUCUAUCUGAUGGUUACUCGCCCUGAUCUUGCCUAUGCUAUUCAUGUGGUUAACCAGUUUGUUUCUACUCCUCGCUGUACACAUUGCACUGCUUUGGUUCAGAUCCUUCGCUAUUUUCGCGGUACUAUCUUCCAAGGCUUGCUGUUAUCAUAUACUUCUUCCUUGGAGUUAGUGGCCUAUGCUGAUGCUGAUUGGGCGGGUGAUAUUACCGAUCGUAAGUUCAUUUUUAGUUUUCGUAUGUUUCUUGGCGAUUCCUUGAUCACUUGGAAAAGCAAAAAACAAACUGUUGUUGCCUAUUCUAUUGCCGAAGCAGAGUACCGUCCUAUGACUCAUGUUACUGUUGAAAUUCAUCCGCAGUCUGACUCUAUCUUGUUUCCUUUCGUCUCCUUGGCUCUACAACUUGCUUUUUUUACCAAGAUUCACACCACUGCACGGUUUUAA
Messenger RNA from Camellia sinensis, 669 nucleotides. Lineage: Eukaryota; Viridiplantae; Streptophyta; Magnoliopsida; Ericales; Theaceae. The record is from RefSeq and is a predicted model, not a curated record.